Paramuricea clavata is the source of this 522-nucleotide messenger RNA. The record is from the annotation of a GenBank genome assembly. NCBI's taxonomy places the organism in Eukaryota, Metazoa, Cnidaria, Anthozoa, Malacalcyonacea, Plexauridae.
AUGAGUGAAACUGACCCAUUAGGGAAACUUAAAGAUUGGUUUUACAGAUUUGAAUACCAACAGAGGGGCUCCCCUCACAUCCAUAUGCUCAUAUGGCUUGAAAAUGCACCCGUAUUUGGUGUUGAUAAAGAUGAAGAUGUAGUGAAUUUCAUUGACCAAAUAAUACCUUGUAGAAAGCCUGAUAAUAACACUGAAUUAUUUGAUCUUGUAAACAAACAAACUUAUAGACAUUCUCACACAUGCCGAAAAAACUCCAAAAAAGUUUGUAGAUUUAAUUACCCUCAGCCUCCCAUGAGAUCAACACAGAUACUACAUCCACUUGAUGACAAUGCUCCUGAAACUGUUUUAAGAGCCAGAAAAGAGUUGUGGGAAAAUAUUAAGAAUAAACUAGAUGUUUUAAAAGAGGGAGAAGAUGUAACAUUUGAGCAACUUCUGAAAGAACUAGAUGUUUCAGAAUAUCAAUAUAUUCUUGCAAUUCGAUCAUCACUAAAUUGUCCAACAAUAUUAACCCCAAUGAGUUAA